Pangasianodon hypophthalmus (striped catfish) is the source of this 1685-nucleotide messenger RNA. Its product is annotated as mitochondrial chaperone BCS1. The transcript has 8 exons. NCBI's taxonomy places the organism in Eukaryota, Metazoa, Chordata, Actinopteri, Siluriformes, Pangasiidae. Gene Ontology annotation, biological process: protein insertion into mitochondrial inner membrane from matrix; mitochondrial respiratory chain complex III assembly. Gene Ontology annotation, molecular function: ATP hydrolysis activity; ATP binding. The coding region runs from base 271 to 1527 and encodes 418 amino acids. Gene Ontology annotation, cellular component: mitochondrial inner membrane. The record is from RefSeq and is a predicted model, not a curated record.
UUCCCGAACAACGGAAGUGUCAUGGAAGUCGCCAUGUGAUUCGUCCUCUGCAUUUGUCCAAUGAGAACGCGCUUGUUUGGUGUAACAGGGACUUGCUGUGUAUCUGUAAUUCAAUGGAUGUAACAACACUGUAAAUUAAUGAGGUUAUCAGUCGUAAACAGUGAGGUGCAAACGAUCCGGUGAAAUGCCCAUCUUAUUAAUAAUGCACAGUGGAGAAGAGAAGAAAUACUGCUCCUGAUUACUGAGUGAAAAAUUCUACACAGCCAAAUAAUGACCUUUUCAGAAUUUCUGGGAGCUUUGAAGGACAACCCCUACUUUGGGGCUGGUUUUGGACUAGUUGGUGUGGGCACAGCACUUGCAGUUGCAAGAAAGGGGGCACAGAUUGGCAUGGUCUUUUUCAGGCGGCAUUACAUGAUCACCCUUGAGGUUCCCAGCAGAGAUAAGAGUUACCACUGGUUGUUGAGCUGGAUUACCAAACAUGCCAAGCAUACGCAGCAUCUCAGUGUGGAGACCUCAUACAUGCAGCAUGAGAGUGGACGGGUCCACACACAGUUUGAUUUCCACCCAAGUCCUGGAAAUCACAUCAUUUGGUAUGGCAGAAAAUGGAUAAGAGUGGAGAGGACCAGAGAAAAGCAGAUGGUGGAUCUGCACACAGGAACACCUUGGGAAUCUGUCACCUUUACAGCCUUUGGCAGGGACCGGCAAAUCUUCUUCAACAUACUGCAGGAAGCACGAGAGCUGGCUCUGAAGCAGGAAGAAGGCCGCACUGUGAUGUACACUGCUAUUGGUGCAGAGUGGAGGCCUUUUGGCUUCCCCCGUCGUCGGCGCCCUUUGUCCUCUGUCGUCCUGGAGAAUGGAAUAGCUGAGAGGAUUGUGGAUGAUGUAAAAGAAUUUAUUAGCAAUCCAAAGUGGUAUACUGACAGAGGGAUCCCAUACAGAAGGGGAUAUUUAUUAUAUGGACCUCCGGGCUGUGGAAAGAGCAGCUUCAUCACAGCCCUCGCUGGCAAGUUGGGUUACAGCAUCUGUUUGAUGAGUUUGAGUGACCGCAGUCUUUCUGAUGACCGGCUGAAUCACCUGCUGAGUGUGGCUCCACAGCAGAGCAUCAUUCUGCUGGAGGAUGUGGACGCUGCCUUUGUCAGCCGAGAGCUGCUGCCAACUGAGAACCCAGUGGCCUACCAGGGCAUGGGGAGGCUCACGUUUAGCGGACUUCUUAACGCACUGGAUGGAGUUGCUUCUUCAGAAGCUAGAAUUGUCUUCAUGACUACUAAUUUUAUAGAGAGACUUGAUCCAGCUCUAAUAAGACCUGGUCGUGUGGAUCUGAAGCAGUAUGUUGGAUAUUGUACACAUUAUCAGCUCACUCAGAUGUUCCGGAGGUUCUACCCACUGGAGUCUGCAGCUGAGGGGGAAAGAUUCGCAGCACGUGCACUGGCAGCACACACAGACCUCAGCGCGGCUCAAGUGCAGGGACAUUUCAUGCUUUAUAAAAUGGACCCUGCUGGUGCUAUAGACAAUGUUGCAAAAAUUUAAGAAUGUAAUGGGAGCAAUGAUAUGAACUACAAAUGAAAUAAUGUGUAAAAUGGACAAAUCAGACUUCAAUAGAUGUCAAACCGGAAGUGAAUUCUGAUGGUGUGUGGCCAUUUUGACAACAUGCACAAUAUUUGAAAUAAAAAAAGAAAGCUGUGAAA